AUGAAUGACAGUUAUCCUAGUCAGACUGACACAUGUGUGAUUAUUGACUGUGGAUCUGGGUUUAUGAAAGCUGGGACACAGAAGGAUCAAUUCCCAUGGUGCAUUUUCCCCUCUCUAGUUGGGCAUUUCCGUUCUAGAUAUGUUCCUGAAGAUCCAGAUAAUAAUCCUGCCUUUGUAGCUGAAGAAGCAGUAGCUCAAAGAGGCAAGCUAUCCCUGCGUUAUCCCAUAGACCAUGGUCACAUAGAUGAUUGGCUACAAUUUGAAGAACUACUAAACUAUCUUUUUUAUAGAGGUUUGAAUGUUGAUCCAACAGAUAAUUCAGUAAUCAUUACAAAACCUAGUCUAUGUAGUAAUCGUCAUGAAGAGAAAAUAACUGAACUAAUGUUUGAACUUUACCAAACACAAAGCUUAAAUAUUGCCUUACAAGGUCUUAUGGCUUUGUAUAGUGCAGGAAGAACAACAGGAGUAGCUUGUGAUAUUGGAGAGGGGGUUACUCAAGUUGUUCCUGUGUAUGAUGGCUAUUGUGAUACCACAUCACUACGCAGGAUUGACUUCGGUGGUCAAGAGAUUACAAUGUAUUUACAAAGACUAUUAGCAGAUAAGGGUUAUGUUGCAACCGCUAGAGAUGAUUUAGAACAUGUUCGAAUAAUAAAAGAGCAACUCUGUUAUAUUGCAAAAGAUCCUGCAGUAGAGAAUGAACGUCUUUUAGAGGAUAUAAAGGAAACUUAUGUUUUACCAGAUGGUUUGACACUUCGAGAUGGUACAAGUCGUAUUGAACUUGAUAAAGAGCGUUUCUAUGCUCCAGAAGUUCUUUUUGAUCCAAAAUUAAUAUAUAGAGAUGUUUCUCCACUACAUGAACUUGUAAUGGACUCAAUUAUGUCAUCUCCUAUCGGAGUUAGGAAAAAUUUGAUGGGUUCUAUCUUUAUAAGUGGUGGAACAUCUUUAUUUAAUGGGUUAGCAAAUAGGCUAGAAGAAGAAUUAAUGUUUGUAUGUCCUUCCCAAGCUAAAAGUAAUAUCCGUGUAAACGCAGCAGAUGAUAGAUUAUUUGCAGUCUGGAAAGGUGCACAGGUGUUCAGUGCUCUAAGAGACUAUCAAGAAAGUUUAUGGAUCUCAAAGAGUGAAUACUUAGAAGAAGGCCCAAAUAUCUGCAUUAAAAAGCAACCUAUUUUUGCUAUGAAUCAAGAUUAA
Molecule: messenger RNA, 1188 nt
Organism: Cryptosporidium muris RN66
Lineage: Eukaryota; Apicomplexa; Conoidasida; Eucoccidiorida; Cryptosporidiidae
Product: actin family protein
Exons: 1
Coding region: 1-1188 (395 amino acids)
Source: RefSeq, a predicted model, not a curated record